GAGCAAAUGGAGCAGACGGAGCAAGCGCCAUUAAAAGUUGGUAAAAGAGCAAAACAAACGCAACAAUUAGUACAGAUGGCCUUGAAACAUAUCGUUGAGGGAUGGUCAUAUGAUAAUUUCGAACAAUCAUUUCCCGCGAUUGCUAAGGAUUCACCGGAAUCACUUUCUAGUAUGCGUGACCAAACGAAAGAGCACUUCGAGAAGAGCGUAUCUACAAGUAUAGACGCGCUUCACGACCGCAGGAGGGUCGUACAAAGUCUGAACAGCCUCGAUGAGAUGUUGGACAGAGUGCAGAAAGCAAAGAAGGAGAAUCAUAAGACUGCGUUUGGUAUGAGUUUCAAACAACGCGGCGAAGCUUUCGCAAGCGAUCCAUUCCUAGCUGUGAAAGCGCGCAAGCAUGCCGUUGUACGAUCAGAAACUGAAGAAGUUGAUAGGAGGAUAGCAGAAGCCAGAGGCGAGACAGAGGAACUGAUCAGUAAAAUAAAAUCUCUGGACGCUGAAGAAGAAAAGUAUGACAAGGAGAAGUCUGAACUUGGAAGGCUACUUAAUGUGCUGAAUGAGGCGACGAGCAACAUACCACAGGAUGAGAUGUCUGUCGUGCAGUCUGAACUUAAUCUCGUAAUCUAGCUAAUAUAGUACAUUUGUAUUAAUAACUUGUAUAAUCUUAACAAUCAUCAUCGAUAUGCUUGAUAUCUGC
Molecule: messenger RNA, 697 nt
Organism: Wallemia mellicola CBS 633.66
Lineage: Eukaryota; Fungi; Basidiomycota; Wallemiomycetes; Wallemiales; Wallemiaceae
Exons: 3
Coding region: 7-627 (206 amino acids)
Biological process (GO): chromosome segregation
Cellular component (GO): MIS12/MIND type complex
Source: RefSeq, a predicted model, not a curated record